UUUAAAAUCGUUGAAUUUGUAGAUAUUGAUCUAUGCGCGUUCUUAAGUAUUAGGUGUCGAUCCGCAGCAGAUCCGAGAACUGAAGCAAGAGGAAGGAGAAGGCUGCAGCGACAGUUGUGUUCCGAUCGAAUACGGCAGAGAUGAGUUUUCUCUUUGGCAAGAAGAAAACUCCCGCAGAGUUGCUGCGGGAAAACAAGAGAAUGCUUGAUAGGUCUAUCAGAGAGAUCGAGAGGGAGAGACAAGGGCUGCAAAAUCAGGAGAAGAAGCUUAUUACUGAGAUCAAGAAGGCUGCCAAGCAAGGGCAGAUGGGAGCUGUAAAAGUCAUGGCAAAAGAUCUAAUUCGGACAAGACACCAAAUCACAAAGUUUUAUGCACUCAAAUCUCAGCUUCAAGGAGUAUCUCUGAGAAUUCAGACCUUGAAGUCAACACAAGCCAUGGGUGAGGCCAUGAAGGGUGUUACCAAGGCAAUGAGACAGAUGAACAGGCAAAUGAACUUACCUGCACUACAGAGGAUAAUGAUGGAGUUUGAGCAGCAAAAUGAGAGGAUGGAGAUGGUCUCUGAGGUCAUGGGUGAUGCAAUAGAUGAUGCUCUUGAAGGAGAUGAAGAAGAGGAAGAAACCGAAGAACUUGUCAGCCAAGUCCUUGAUGAAAUUGGAAUAGACAUCAAUUCUGAGCUUGUCAAGGCGCCUACAUCUGCUGUGGCCAAACCAGCAGCAAACACUAAGGUUGCUCAGGCCGAGUCAGCUGCAGCUGACGAUGGUGGAAUUGAUAGUGAGCUACAGGCAAGGUUAGAUAAUUUGAGGAAAAUGUAAGUUUGUACACAUGUGUAGUACUUGAAAUGAGAAACAGAGUGCCGAUUCCUUGUAUUAUAUUGUCCCAUGCACAAUGUCUAUUCAACCAAUACUUAACUCUUUACUGUUUGGAUGAUUAUUAAAAAUAUUUGUGCUUAUAUAUCCACAUGGUU
Molecule: messenger RNA, 964 nt
Organism: Phalaenopsis equestris
Lineage: Eukaryota; Viridiplantae; Streptophyta; Magnoliopsida; Asparagales; Orchidaceae
Product: vacuolar protein sorting-associated protein 2 homolog 1
Exons: 6
Coding region: 141-812 (223 amino acids)
Biological process (GO): protein transport; late endosome to vacuole transport; endosome transport via multivesicular body sorting pathway
Cellular component (GO): multivesicular body; ESCRT III complex
Source: RefSeq, a predicted model, not a curated record